Echinops telfairi (small Madagascar hedgehog) is the source of this 2829-nucleotide messenger RNA. It is a transcript of the gene XPNPEP2, whose product is annotated as X-prolyl aminopeptidase 2. NCBI's taxonomy places the organism in Eukaryota, Metazoa, Chordata, Mammalia, Afrosoricida, Tenrecidae. The record is from RefSeq and is a predicted model, not a curated record. The coding region runs from base 147 to 2171 and encodes 674 amino acids. The transcript is spliced from 21 exons. Gene Ontology annotation, molecular function: metalloaminopeptidase activity.
CCAUCUGCCGGCCCUGACUGAGAGCCUUCAGAAACAAAGGACCUGAGGGGGACGCUCCAUCCACCAGCUGGACACCUCCUUCCCAGCCAGCCCUGCCCACUCCCCGCAAGUCCCUCCGUCCACUGGCGCCUGCAUCUGGAGACCCCAUGGCUCGGGCUCGUUGGGGCUGCUGCCCCUAUCUUGUCUUCCUCUGCGCUUGUGCCUGGGGCUACCCAAGGCCAGCUGACCUGGGAAGAGAGGACGUGAGAAACUGCUCCAUUAGCCCCCCGUACCUCCCGGUUACAGCAGUCAAUACCACCGCGCGCCUCACAGCCCUCCGCCAGCAGAUGCAGGCCCAGAACCUCUCCGCUUACAUCGUCCCAGACACGGAUGCCCACAUGAGCGAAUACAUCGGCAAACAUGAUGAGAGGCGCGCGUGGAUGACAGGCUUUACAGGAUCAGCAGGAACCGCUGUGGUGACCCUGGCAAAGGCAGCUCUCUGGACCGACAGUCGCUACUGGACUCAGGCUGAACGGCAGAUGGACUGCAACUGGGAGCUCCAUCAGGAAGUUGGCACCACCCCCAUUGUCACCUGGCUCCUCACGGAGAUUUCAGCUGGACAGCGUGUGGGCUUUGACCCCUUCCUCUUCUCAAUAGACUCCUGGGAAAGUUAUGACCUGGCCCUUCAGAAUUCGAACAGACCGCUAGUGUCCAUCACGAACAACCUUGUAGACCUGGUGUGGGGAGCAGAGAGGCCUCCCAUUCCCAGCCAGCCAAUUUAUGCCCUGCAGGAGGCAUUCACAGGGAGCACCUGGCAGGAGAAGAUCUCUGGCAUCCGGAGUCAGAUGCAGAAGCAUCGCAGGGCCCCGACGGCCGUCCUUCUGUCCGCGCUUGAUGAGACAGCCUGGCUCUUCAACCUGCGCAGCAGCGACAUCCCCUACAACCCCUUCUUCUAUUCUUACGUGCUGCUCACGGAUUCCACCAUCAGGCUAUUUGCAAACAAGAGUCGCUUUAGUGCUGACACGCUGAAGUACCUAAACGCCAGCUGCACAGGGGCCAUGUGUGUACAAAUUGAGGACUACAGCCAAGUUCGCGACAGCGUCCAGUCCUAUGCCUCAGGAAGCGUGAGGAUAUGGAUUGGGACCAGCUAUACCACUUACGGGCUCUAUGAAGUGAUACCCACGGAGAAACUCGUGGCAGACACUUACUCCCCAGUGAUGAUGACCAAGGCGGUGAAAAACAGCAGGGAGCAAGCUCUCCUCAAAGCCAGCCAUGUUCGAGAUGCCGUGGUAGUCAUCCGGUACUUGGUCUGGCUGGAGAAGAAUGUGCCCAAAGGCACAGUCACCGAAUACUCUGGGGCGCAGUUUGUGGAUGAGCUCAGAGGAAACGAAGAGUUCUCUUCAGGACCCAGCUUUGAAACCAUCUCGGCUAGUGGCCUGAAUGCUGCGCUGGCCCACUACAGCCCCACCAAGGAGGUGCACCGCAAGCUAUCCUCGGAUGAGAUGUACUUGGUGGAUUCUGGGGGACAAUACUGGGACGGAACCACGGAUAUCACCAGAACGGUCCACUGGGGCACCCCCUCCGCUUUCCAAAAGGAAGCAUACACCCGAGUACUGAUGGGAAACAUUGACCUGUCCAGACUCAUCUUUCCUGAUGCCACCUCAGGGCGAGUGAUGGAGGCAUUUGCCCGCAGAGCCUUGUGGGAUGUGGGACUCAAUUAUGGCCAUGGAACCGGCCAUGGCAUCGGCAACUUCCUGUGUGUGCACGAGUGGCCAGUGGGAUUCCAGUCCAACAACAUUGCCAUGGCCAAGGGCAUGUUCACUUCCAUCGAACCUGGUUACUAUCAGGACGGGGAGUUUGGGAUCCGUCUCGAAGAUGUGGUCCUCGUGGUAGAAGCAAAGACCAAGUACCCAGGAACCUACUUGACCUUUGAAACGGUGUCCUUGGUACCCUAUGACCGGAACCUCAUCGAUGUCAGCCUGUUAUCCCCGGAGCAGCUCCAGUACCUGAAUGGCUACUACAGGACCAUUCGUGAGAAAGUGGGCCCGGAGCUGCGCCGGCACCAGCUGCUGGAGGAGUGGGAGUGGCUUCAGCGGCACACAGAGCCUCUGGACUCCAGGGCCCCACGCACUGCCCCCCUGGCCACCGCGCUAGCAGCCUCUACUCUUGCCAUGCUCAGCUGGAGCAUCUAGAAGCUCCAGCCACCCCUGCUGACCCCUCCUCCACCUAGAUGUGGGGCUCAGCUCUCUUCACCCCGCACCCCAAGCACCACCCAAGACCCCACCAUCAGCCCAUUGCCUGGUGACUCUUGCUCUCAGCUUCCUUCUCCAGGACCACGCACAUGCUCAGCUCUCAACCACGGAGCCAAGGAAGUCCCUUCCUUCCCAUAAGUCCAGUCGACCCCACCUGGCAGAGGCUGCUACUGCUGCCCACCCCCCAACACCCAGACCAUUUGGGCAGGGUCUCUCCCCCCGUCCCCGCAGCGGCUCAGGGCCCUAGGAGAGCCCUUGCUGGAUGUACCCACACUGGUCCUGACUUGUGGUCUUUCCAUAUCCUUGAAGCCACAGCUGGCCCUGGCCCACCUGGUCCUAGUGCCCGGCGCCAGGGGAGUCUAGGGGUGUUGUUGUCUGUAGGUUUUGGCCCUACCAUAGACAGGAACAGCUGGACUUCCCUGGCCGGCGUGACUCUCAGCCUAAAAGCUGCCAGUUCAAAUCCACUCAGCAGCAGCACUGUGGAAGAAAGGCCUGGCAACCUGCUCCUGUAAAGACGACAACCAAGAACACCCCAUGGAGCAGUUGUCCUGUGUAACAACAUGGCGUCAGCCUGAGUCAGAAUGGCUUCCACGGCAAA